CCGCCAUUGCAAUGUUUGUUGCAGGCAGAUUGAUUGUUGGGGAUCGUAAAGACGCCGUGCUGGUGGUUCUCGGUGGACGGAGGCGGAGGUGGUGGCAGAGCAGCUCUUGCUUUCGCCGCCUUUGCUUACCGCACCUGAGGAGCAUCUGCACUGUAUCGCAUUUCCUUUUGGAAAAGCGAGGCGUCGGUUGAGGACAUUAUCGCCAUUUCUCAAAUCGUUUGGCAAUUUCCUGUUGAUUGCAUUACAAUUUACAAGCUCACAGGCUGCGAAAAGAGAUACGUACGCUACCUACAUAUUUGUGUAUGUACUAUUAUGCUUUGUGUUAAGGAGACAUCGUAACGUGGAAGGAGAAGGCUUCGUCUCGCUUUGGAUCGGCCGUCUUUUAACAUUAGUUAAAUAGUGGUUGUGUGAAGAGAAUGCCACUUAAAGCCAUUUGGAGGGGAUAUGGAAAUGGCAGAGAGAGCAAGGGGUCAAGGCAAACAGAAUGGAAGUGGAAGGUAGGACGUGGGAGGUCAGAUGUGGCCCCUGAAAGGUUACCUCUGCUCCUACCUGAAUUGGAUGAAGAAAGCCCCUGGGAAGAUUUGCCUUCUGAUUUGCUUUUUGACAUUAUCAAAAGAGUUGAGGCAAGUGAUACCUCAUGGCCUUCCCGCAGAGAUGUGGUCAGUUGUGCUGCUGUUUGCAGAGCUUGGCGAGAAACCACAAAGCAGAUUGUCAGGACACCCGAGCAAUGUGGAUUGCUCACUUUCCCCAAGUCCCUGAAGCAGCCUGGGCCAAGAGAUUCACCAAUUCAUUGCUACAUUAAAAGAGACAGGGCUACAUCAACAUUCAAAUUGUACCUUGGCCUGGUUCCUGGUGGUGAUCAUAAGUUGUUAUUGACAGCAUAUAAAAUCAGAAGGAUUAUGUGCACUGAAUUCUUGAUAUCGUUGUCUUCGAAUGACUUUUCUCCAUACAGUGAUACUUGUGUUGGGAAAUUAAGGUCUAAUUUCCUUGGCGCAAAGUUUGCACUUUAUGACUUUCAGUCUCCACUGAACUCGGGUAUCAAAUCCAAUGAUUGGUUACAUAAAAGAUUUAUGGGGAUGAAGGUGCCAGUAAAGGCACCAGCUGGCAAUAAUAAUGUGGCAGCCAUAUCUUAUGAUGUAAAUGUUCUCCAUAAUGAUGGGCCGAGAAAAAUGCAAUGCACUUUGCACUCAAUUCCGUCUUCUGCACUAGAAGUGGGAUCUGCAACUAAACCAGAAGGUUUUGGCAAAUGUAAUGACUAUAGAUCCUGCUCUUCACCUCAUUCGGCGGGAAGGAAUCAAGAAUUCUCUUCUAAUUGUACCACUGAGCCAACGGAAUUCAUUCACACGUGUUCAGAUCCAUUGACUUUAAGGAAUAUAUCUCCUAAAUGGCAUGAGCAAUUGCAAUGCUGGUGCUUGAAUUUCAAAGGACGAGCCACAGUGGCUUCUGUCAAGAACUUUCAGCUUGUGGCUGCUGUUGGGGAAUCUCAAAAUAUGCCACUUGCAGAACCAGAAAAAGUCAUCCUACAAUUUGGGAAGAUAGGAAAGGACAUUUUUACCAUGGAUUACUGCUAUCCUCUUUCUGCCUUCCAAGCAUUUGCAAUCUGUUUAAGUAGCUUUGGCACAAAACUAGCAUGUGACUAGCCUUAAUCCUAUUUCUAUUAAUGUUCAUAACUUCUGUUGUCUUCCCCAAAGACUCCAAGAGUGAGUUGUGUACAUCAUUUUGUUUUUUUAAUAAUUAUAUAAAUAUUAGGGAAGUUUUUGUUUGGGCAGACUCUAUUUUACAUUAUGGUAGGAAUCAGAAUUGUCUGAUCACUGACCAGUAUAUAGUCUGUAACUGACUGUAAAAGUUGUUAUUUGAUGUACUCAUCAGAAGUUUUUAUCUCUUCAAAUCAGUAAAAUUUCAGUCUGCA
This is a messenger RNA of Ipomoea triloba (trilobed morning glory), 1909 nucleotides long. Its product is annotated as tubby-like F-box protein 5. NCBI's taxonomy places the organism in Eukaryota, Viridiplantae, Streptophyta, Magnoliopsida, Solanales, Convolvulaceae. The record is from RefSeq and is a predicted model, not a curated record. The transcript has 5 exons. The coding region runs from base 417 to 1640 and encodes 407 amino acids. Gene Ontology annotation, molecular function: protein binding.